Molecule: messenger RNA, 809 nt
Organism: Cebus imitator (Panamanian white-faced capuchin)
Lineage: Eukaryota; Metazoa; Chordata; Mammalia; Primates; Cebidae
Product: lithostathine-1-beta-like
Exons: 7
Coding region: 223-723 (166 amino acids)
Biological process (GO): positive regulation of cell population proliferation; antimicrobial humoral immune response mediated by antimicrobial peptide; venom-mediated disruption of cell wall in another organism
Molecular function (GO): oligosaccharide binding; signaling receptor activity; peptidoglycan binding
Source: RefSeq, a predicted model, not a curated record
UCUUUCUAGAACUGCUAAAGGUCAUAGGAACUGGGCACCUGGUAGCUGCUGAGGAAGGGCAAAGCCUGACUUGCACUUGGACAGUUUGCCAAUCUGUUUGUGCUCUUUUCUCGGACCUUGAAAUAAACCUCUGACCAGUGCCUGGUCCAACAAGCCACUUCAGACCCAGCAAACAGAGAUUUCUGAUUUGCCCCUUAAGCAAGAGAUUCCCUGCUACUCAGCAUGGCUCAGGCCAACGCAUGCUUCAUGCUGAUCUCCUGCCUGAUGUUCCUGACUCUGAGCCAAGGCCAAGAGGUCCAAACAGAGUUGCCCCAAGCCCGGAUCAGCUGCCCAGAAGGCACCAAUGCCUAUGGAUCCUGCUGCUACUACUUUAAUGAAGACCUUGAGACCUGGGUUGAUGCAGAUCUCUACUGCCAGAACAUGAAUUCAGGCAACCUGGUGUCUGUGCUCACCCAGGCCGAGGGUGCCUUCGUGGCCUCCCUGAUUAAGGAAAGUAGCACUGACGUUGGCAGUGUCUGGAUUGGCCUCUAUGACCCCAAAAAGAACCGCCGCUGGCACUGGAGCAAUGGUUCCCUCGUCUCCUACAAAUCCUGGGUCACUGGAUCCCCAAGUAGUAACAGUCCUGGCUACUGUGCGAGCCUGACUUCAAGCUCAGGAUUCAAGGGAUGGAAGGAUGUGUCUUGUGAGGAAAAGCUUUCCUUUGUCUGCAAGUUCAAAAACUAGAAGCACUGGAAAAUGGUCCUGCAAUUUACUACAGAGUCAAAAAUUAAACUGGACCAUCUCGCCAACUCAGUUCAAACCCUCUCUUC